UUUCGGACCUGUGCGCUCUUGUCAACAAAGCAGGUCGGUGAAAUGUGCAGAGGUGGCCCAUCAUGUCAGAUCGGUGACAUUUUAUUUUGUCCUUAAAGGCAUCAUCGCUGCCAUAGCCAGGUGCAAACAGGUGGACUAGUCAGACUUGUUACAGGUUUUUAUUUUUCCCAGACUUUCUGAGGGCUAUGUCGAAUAAGUAACAUGAACACAAUCGCUCCUUUACCGCUAAUAUUACUUAUUUUAUCCGCAGAAGCGGCAGUUUCGGGCAACGACACCGAAACCGUGCUGUCAGCCACACCUGGUGACUCGGUGAUACUUGAUUGCGCCGGCCAGAGAGCAGCGCGUGUCUGGACGUCAUGGAUAAAAGAUGGACACAUCAUAGCCUCAAAGGGAGGCCCUUUCACGGACACUGAUCCUGCAGACCACAGGUACACCUUGGAGCCGAACGGCAGUCUGAGCAUCUCUCCGGUUAUUACUGAGGAUUCAGGCUCCUUCUUGUGCAGCUCCGGAUUAUCAGACAACAGCACCGUUAAUGAGCGAGUCCAGCUUCAGGUUAUACUUGGACCAAACAACGUAUCUGCAACCAUCUUCCCAGCUGUUAAGCUCCUCAACGGGACACUUGUCACUCAGAGAGGAAGCAGCAUCUACUUUAAAUGCCUCUCCUUGUCCUACCCGUCUCAGCAGCUAAACCUGACCUUCAGUGGAGCUUCAGCCAAUAACAUAAGCCUGGCUUCCACCGUACUUCCAGUCCUGGAGCACUCCAUACAGAACAUAGAGCCUGAGUCUCAAGGAGUUUAUACCUGCACUGCCCUCAACACCUUCUCUAAGCGCAGGGUUGAUAACAGGACUGAGCUGCUGAUUUACUAUGUACCGAGCACACACCCUGACUGUAUGGUCGUCCAAACACAAGACACCUCAAGCGUCCAGCUGAACUGCUCCUGGUUUGGUGCGUAUCCGACGCCGAAGUUGCGCUGGGAAGAGGACGGCGACUUCCAGGUCACAGAAAGUCUCGUUGUGACGCUGAACAGCUCCAAGCUGUCUGAUGGGCAGAAGAUGACGUGCACGGCCCAGCAUGAACUGCUCACAAAAGAAAAGGAGAGAUCCUGUUCCAUUAUCCUCAAGACUCCAUACCCUGAGGGCCAACCAUUGGUUACAGUUCUUCAGGGAACCAACGUGACUCUGACCUGCACUGAGAACGUGUCCGUUCCGCCUGCCAACACCACCUGGAGGAAAGGCCAAGCUCAAGACCUGAUUGUUCCUGGAUCCAAGUACAUCCUGUCCUCUGAAGGCCCUGAGCUCAAACUGACCAUCGUCAACAUGAGCGAGGAUGACGAGCGCUACUAUUUCUGCCGCAGCGAGAACGCGCUCGGGGUCAAGGAGCUGGAGGUCUACAUCACUGUGAAAACAUCAUCCUCAGCAUACACUGGAGCAGUGAUCGGCGUGUUCAUAGCUGCCCUGAUUGUGGGCUCUGCUGUAGCUGUGGCUAAGGCACUUUACUCCAGGAGACACACCAUCUGCCUGGGAGGAGGCUUCAUGCAAGCUGAGGACAGGGGAGACGUGCUGGAUCUGGUGGACUCUGAUGAUGAGCAGAUCAUACAUGACACUGUCCCCCAGCUGCCUCCUUUAGCCAACGGCCGCCACACAACACUUGUCCAGAUACAUCGGAUCCCUUCCAGUGAUGAUCAUGAGGAAAUAGAGACUGUUGAAGCAAAGCCACAGCUACCUGCACAGAAGGAAGAACCCACAGAGGAGCUGAAAGAAGAGAAAGAAGAGGAGAAAGAAGGGGCAGAGGAUCUGGUAUUAUUUUAGGUUCAACACGUCAGGAGAGAAAUGCAUCAUUUUUUGGAAAAGACAUUUACUGUAACCUGAACUAGACUCAAAAAUGUUUUUGUAAUGUUGUACAUUUUUGUAAUUUUGUUUUUAUGACCAUUUUAUUUGUACAGGAUUUUGAAUGAGUUACAUUAAAGCUGAAAAUAUUUC
Molecule: messenger RNA, 1980 nt
Organism: Cyprinodon variegatus (sheepshead minnow)
Lineage: Eukaryota; Metazoa; Chordata; Actinopteri; Cyprinodontiformes; Cyprinodontidae
Gene: vsig10
Product: V-set and immunoglobulin domain containing 10
Exons: 9
Coding region: 202-1809 (535 amino acids)
Source: RefSeq, a predicted model, not a curated record